AUGGCGGGAAAUCCUUCCUUCUUACGCAUCGACGUGGACCUCGCCGGAGACGAUGAGAAUGAAAUAACACCUACCACUCCCAAGAACAGUCGGAACACACCUGGAUCACCGAAUAUGCUUGCAACUCCAACAUGGAACGGACGAGACCGAUCCUUAAGCGGUAGCACUCAGUCCUCGACAUUGAAAGUGCCCAAUUCAUCGUACGGCGAGAAGGGGAGCAGCGCUUCGAGCAAUUUUAGCGAUCUGGAACUGGAGGAUGCUCUGGAGCCGGAUCCAGGCCACGAGCAGGACUUUCAAGUCAAGGAAAACAAAUUCGCUUUCUCGCCAGGACAGCUCAACAAGCUCCUCAAUCCCAAGUCGCUCGCAGCUUACAAGGCUCUUGGUGGUAUCAGAGGUAUUGAGCGUGGACUGCGAACCGACCUGCAAUCCGGUCUAAGCGCCGACGAAACGACUCUCGACGGUCGAACUGGCCAGGGCUUGUUCACUGAUCGAUUGAGGGUAUACAGCAACAAUGCUCUACCCGAAAAGAAGGCAACGCCACUGUGGAAGCUCAUGUGGAUGGCGUACAACGACAAAGUCCUGAUUCUGCUUACUGUUGCCGCCGCCAUUUCACUCGCGUUGGGAUUGUACGAAACGUUCGGUGUCGACCACCCGCCUGCUUCACCGCCACCGGUUGACUGGAUAGAGGGGUGCGCCAUCUGUAUCGCCAUCAUCAUUGUUGUCCUUGUCGGCUCACUCAACGACUACCAAAAGGAACGCGCUUUCGUCAAGCUCAACGCAAAGAAAGAGAAUCGGGAGGUCAAAGUCAUCCGAUCUGGCAAAUCUGUCAUGAUUAGUGUGCAUGAUGUGCUAGCAGGAGACAUCAUCCACCUUGAACCUGGUGAUAUGAUUCCUGUUGACGGCAUCUUUAUCGGCGGACACAAUGUCAAGUGCGACGAGUCUUCGGCGACCGGCGAGUCCGACGCCCUUAAGAAGGUCGGAGGAGAGCAAGUAAUGCGCAUGUUUGAAGAGGGCCACACGGAUCUCAAGACUAUGGACUGCUUCAUCAUCUCUGGUAGCAAGGUUCUCGAAGGCCUCGGUACCUAUAUGGCAACUUCUGUCGGUGUCAACUCAAGCUACGGCAAGAUUUUGAUGGCAAUGCGUGUCGACAUGCAGCCAACUCCUCUUCAGGUCAAAUUGGACGGCCUUGCGACUGCAAUCGCCAAGCUCGGUACUGUCAGUGCCCUGCUUCUGUUCUUCGUCUUGCUUUUCCGCUUUGUUGCUCAACUGAGUAGCGAUCCGAGAACGAGCGAGCAGAAGGCGUCGGCAUUUCUUGACAUCCUUAUUGUCGCAGUCACAGUCAUUGUCGUGGCCGUUCCUGAGGGUCUGCCUCUGGCUGUCACUCUGGCACUUGCCUUCGCGACAACUCGACUUGUAAAGCUGAACAAUCUGGUUCGUAUUCUGAAGUCUUGCGAAACAAUGGGCAACGCAACGACUGUCUGCUCCGACAAAACUGGUACUCUUACCACAAACGUCAUGACCGUGGUCACUGGAACUUUCGGCGAGCGCUCCUUCGAUGAUAAGAACAAGACGGGCAGCGAGACCACCACUCAGGCAUUUGCUCAGCAGCUCAGCAACGAAGAACGUCGUGCUUUGGCUGAAGCUAUUGCAGUGAACUCGACAGCUUUUGAAAGCGACGAUGGUGGCUUUGUUGGCUCCAAGACUGAGACUGCUCUACUUGCUUUCGCUCGAGUCCUCGGAAUGGGACCAGUAGCAGAGGAGCGUGCCAAUGCUCGCAUUGUUCAGCUCAUGCCCUUCGACUCUGCUCGCAAAUGCAUGGGUGCAGUCGUGAAGCUUGCCGAUGGUUCAUACAAGCUGUUCAUCAAGGGUGCUUCUGAGAUCCUUCUUGGCCACAGCACUCAAAUUGCUCACUUCGCUGCCGUCCUUGAGCUUACAGCCGAAGACCGGGAACGUCUCGAAUCUGUUAUCGACUCGUACGCUCAACAGUCGCUUCGAACCAUCGCUCUCAUCUCCCGCAACUUUUCGCAGUGGCCACCGGUCGGUUGCGCAGUCGAGAAUGACCCGAGCUCCGCUGAUUUGGAUCUCUGCCUCAAGGACAUGACUUUCGAUGGUUUGGUUGGUAUUCAGGAUCCAGUUCGCCCUGGUGUUCCAGAAGCUGUUGCUAAAUGCCACCACGCCGGUGUGUCAGUCCGUAUGGUUACUGGCGACAAUGUCACUACCGCAAAGGCCAUUGCUAUGGAGUGUGGAAUCUACACUGGAGGUGUUGUCAUGGAAGGUCCCAUCUUCCGUACCUUGGACGAGCAGCACAUGAACGACAUCCUUCCUAAGCUUCAAGUACUCGCCCGAUCAUCUCCUGAGGACAAACGAAUCCUUGUCACAGCACUUCGCGCACAAGGAGAAAUCGUCGCAGUUACGGGAGACGGGACGAACGAUGGUCCUGCCCUCAAAGCUGCCGAUAUUGGUUUCUCUAUGGGUGUCGCCGGAACUGAAGUCGCCAAAGAAGCCUCUGCAAUUAUCCUAAUGGACGACAACUUUGCAUCGAUUCUAACAGCUUUGAUGUGGGGUCGUGCUGUGAAUGAUGCUGUUCGCAAGUUCCUACAGUUCCAGAUCACUGUGAAUAUUACGGCUGUUAUUAUCACUUUCGUCAGUGCGGUCGCAAAUGCCGACAUGAAGAGUGUCUUGACGGCAGUUCAGCUCCUCUGGAUCAAUCUUAUCAUGGACUCUAUGGCAGCUCUUGCUUUGGCAUCCGACGCACCUAUUGAGGAGAUCUUGGAUCGCAAGCCUGAGAAACGUUCAGCUCCUCUCAUCAGUGUCAUCAUGUGGAAGAUGAUCAUCGGACAAGCCAUCUAUCAGCUUGUGGUCACUUUCAUUCUUUACUACGCUGGACCAAGCAUCCUGAACUACCCGGCCGAUGGCUCGGAAAUCCGAUCCGUGGUCUUCAACACAUUCGUCUGGUUCCAGGUUUUCAACAUGCUCAACAACCGUCGUCUGGACAACAAGUUCAAUGUCUUCGUCGGGGCGCACAGGAAUUACUUCUUCCUGGGCAUUCUUGCCAUCAUGAUCGGAUGCCAAGUCAUGAUCAUGUACGUUGGUGGCCGUGCCUUCUCGAUUCAGCGCCUCGAUGGCCAAGACUGGGCGAUCUCGAUCAUCCUGGGUCUGAUGUCUCUCCCGUGGGCUGUGCUCGUUCGCCUCUUCCCCGAUAGCUGGUUUGCGGCAAUUGCGAAAGUUGUUGGCUGGCCUGUUGUUCAGACUUACCGCCCUCUCAGCCGCUGGACCCACGCGGCCUCAAGGAAGAUUCGCAGUCUACGACGAAAGCGCAAGGCAAGCGAAGAUGUGGCCUCUGUGGCUGAGCAGGAUGAGAAGGAGGCUGGGGCCAGGGAGAAGGCCGAUGUGGAGAGCAGAUGA
Molecule: messenger RNA, 3405 nt
Organism: Pseudocercospora fijiensis CIRAD86
Lineage: Eukaryota; Fungi; Ascomycota; Dothideomycetes; Mycosphaerellales; Mycosphaerellaceae
Exons: 3
Coding region: 1-3405 (1134 amino acids)
Biological process (GO): calcium ion transmembrane transport; intracellular calcium ion homeostasis
Cellular component (GO): membrane; intracellular membrane-bounded organelle
Molecular function (GO): ATP hydrolysis activity; P-type calcium transporter activity; ATP binding
Source: RefSeq, a predicted model, not a curated record